Messenger RNA from Misgurnus anguillicaudatus (oriental weatherfish), 20608 nucleotides. The record is from RefSeq and is a predicted model, not a curated record. Lineage: Eukaryota; Metazoa; Chordata; Actinopteri; Cypriniformes; Cobitidae.
AGAGCGGGAGAGAAGGAGGGAUAUGAAAGGAGGGCAAUAGACAGCCAUUACCGAAUCACAGCCUCCAUACUGCUGCUCCGUCUACCGGGCCGGUGCGGACCGACACGAUCUGUGUUCAUCAAGCCGGCGGAGAGGCGUGUUUUGUCGGGAUUUAAAAGCGAGCAUCUUCGCCUCAGCGCGCGUUAACGGGAACUACCGUUAUACGCCCCUUGGCGAGAUGUCUUCCUCGGAUGAGGAGACGCUGAGCGAGCGCUCGUGUAUGAGCGAGCGUUCGUUUCGUAGCGAGAGAUCAGGGGGCUCUCUCUCACCGUGUGCGCACAGCACUGCCGGAGACACCCUACCAUGGAAUUUAUCCAAACAUGAGAGGCGCAAACGCAAGAGCCAGGAUUCGGUGCUGGACCCCGCAGAGAGGGCGGUGGUACGAGUAGCAGAUGAACGAGACAGGGUGCAGAAGAAAACUUUCACGAAAUGGGUCAACAAGCACCUCAUAAAGGUGCGGAAGCACAUCAACGACCUGUAUGAAGAUCUAAGGGAUGGACAUAAUCUCAUCUCCUUGCUCGAGGUGCUGUCUGGUGUCACGUUGCACAAGGGCGGGUCAGUCCAGCGGAGAGCGUGCGUGUCACGCGCCCCCCCACUCAUCCUGCUGUGUGGGGAGGAUGAGGAGGCUGGAGCUCAGGGACCCAGGGAAAAAGGCCGCAUGCGAUUUCACAGACUGCAGAAUGUGCAGAUUGCCUUAGACUUCCUCAAGCAGAGACAGGUCAAACUGGUGAAUAUACGCAAUGAUGACAUCACAGAUGGGAACCCGAAACUGACAUUGGGUCUGAUCUGGACCAUUAUCCUUCACUUCCAGAUUUCAGAGAUCUAUGUAAGCGGCGAGUCGGGUGACCUCACUGCGAAAGAGAAACUGUUAAUAUGGAGUCAACAGGCCACAGAGGGCUAUCCUGGUCUGCGCUGCGUCAAUUUCUCCUCCUGCUGGAGCGACGGACGCUUAUUCAAUGCCAUUCUGCACAGAUACAGGCCGGACCUGAUAGACAUGGAUGUAGUCGCACGACAGAGCAACCGUGAGAAUCUAGAACAGGCCUUCGAGAUUGCUGAGUCAUUAGGUGUAACACAACUUCUAGACGCUGAAGAUGUAGAUGUGUCGUCGCCAGAUGAGAAGUCUGUCAUCACAUACGUCUCCUCAAUCUAUGAUGCUUUCCCAAAGAUCCCAGAUGGUGGCAUUGCAGCACAUGAUGUUGACCAGCGAUGGGGGGAGUACCAGUCUGGCUUCUCUUCUCUGCUGCAGUGGACCAGGCAACAUACGGCCCUCAUGGCCAACAGGAGCUUCCCCCACAAUCCUGUGGAACUUAAGGCACUUUACAAUGAAUAUGUCCACUUUAAGGAAACGGAGAUCCCUGCCAAGGAGGGAGAGAAGACCCACAUCGAACACCUUUACAAGCUUCUGGAGACAUGGAUAGAGUUUGGGCGUAUUAAGCUUCCCCAAGGGCUACAUCCUAACGACCUGGAGGAGGAAUGGGGAAAACUGAUCCUGGAGAUGCUGGAGAGAGAAAAGGCAAUGAGACCUGCUGUGGAAAGGUUGGAGUCACUUCUGCAAAAGGCCAAUAAGAUCCAGAACAUGGCUUUGGAUUGUGAAGAGAAACUCACACUGGCCAAAAACACUUUGCAGGCUGACGUGUCUAAUCUGGAGAACGGACAGCCGGUGCGAUGUGAGAAUGAAAUGGGGUUGUAUCUGCAGGACUGUGAAGGCUUGGUCAGACAGCUUCACCAUGAACUGCAGGUCCUCAGAGAUGAGAAAUACUAUCAAGUUGAGCAGCUGGCAUUCAGGGUAUCGUGUCUGCAGGAGGAGCUGGUCUCCCUACGCCUGCAGUGCGCCAGUGUGUACAGAAAGGGUAAUUUUUCUACAGGAGGUCUGUUGGGAGAGCAUGCCGGUCAGAAGGGGUCUGCAGGCAGUUUGGCUACAUUGGGAGCACAGACACUGCUGGGAGCAGCGGGCGCGGUGGCAUCCCUGCUUAGACGGCCGAUGUCUCGCGCAGACCUGGUCGCCAUGUCGUCUUCAGAGGAUGAAGGGAGCUUGAGGUUCAUCUACGAGCUGCUGGGUUGGGUGGAAGAGACGCAGGACCUGCUGGAGCGGGCUGAGUGGGGUUCAGACCUGCCAUCUGUCGAACAACACCUGCAGGACCAUCACAUCAUUCACACGGCAGUCGAGGGUCUUUUGAAUAGCCUCAAAGAGGCACAAAACUACAAGUCAAGGGUCUCACCUAAUUUACGUAGCAGUUACUCCGAAACUCUAUCCAAGCUGGAGAACCAGUAUUGCAAACUGCUAGAACAUUCGUCAUGGCGACUGCGUUGCCUGGAGAGCCUUCAAGCGUUUGUGUCCCAGUGCACCGAGGAGCUGAUUUGGCUGAAUGAGAGAGAGGAGGAGGAGCUGGCUUUCGACUGGAGCGAUGGCAAUACCAACAUGGCUGCCAAAAAAGAGCAAUAUGCUGAAAUGAGGUCAGAGCUGGAGGAGAAACAGGAAGUGAUGCGCUCCCUCCAGGAGACAGCUGACCACCUGCGUCAUGAGAACCAUCCAGCCAAACAAACCGUAGAGGCGUACAGUGCUGCCCUGCAGACGCAGUGGCAGUGGGUGAAAGAGCUUUGCGUAUGUGUGGAGCAACAUCUCAAGGACAACACUGCCUACUUCCAGUUCAUGAGUGAUGCACGGGACUGUGAGAGCUAUCUACGCCAGCUUCAGGACACCAUUAAGAGACAAUACACCUGUGAUAAAAACAGCAGACUUGCCAGAUUAGAGGACCUGCUGCAGGACUCAAUGGAGGAGAAAGAACAGCUGAUUGAAUACCGCAGUACCGUGGCCAGCCUUGUAGGCCGGGCCAAGUCCGUGGUUCAGCUCCGGCCGCGCAGCGCUGAUAGUAACCUGGGCACCACGACGCCCAUUCGCACCAUCUGUGACUAUCGACAAAUAGAGAUCACCAUCAGUAAAGGAGAAGAGUGUGUAUUGGAGGAUAACUCUCAAAGGACUAAGUGGAAGGUCAUCAGUCCUACAGGAAAUGAGGCCAUGGUACCAUCUGUGUGUUUCACUGUCCCUCCACCCAAUCAGGAGGCCAUUGACACUGCCAGCAGAAUGGAGCAGAUGUAUCAGAACGUCAUGUCUCUGUGGCACCAGCUACAUGUUAACAUGAAGAGCGUUGUUUCUUGGCACUACCUGCAGAAAGACAUACAAAAUAUUUCCUCUUGGAGUUUAGACAAAAUGCGUUUGCAGGCCCCGGCAGAAAGACAGCAAGCUUUGGACAACCUGGACGCCCAUCUUUCCGACUUCCUUACGGACAGUCGCGAGAGCUCCCUCUUCACACCGGGUGAGCGACGUGACCUAGAGGAGGAAGCUGAGAACUGUCGUGAACAUUGUCAAACGCUGCUGGUCUCUCUGGAGACGGUGGAGAAAGACGAGUCGGUCUCUCGCGCCUAUCUCUCUGAGCUGCAGAGCAUCAAGUCACAUCUGGAGGAUGCAGAGAGCAGACUCAUGCGUGGCAUACAGGCUCCACAAGCCAGCGGUAUACCAGGAGAUGUGGUAGACUGUGUAGUACACAUAGCAGAGCAAGAGAAGCUACAGCAGGAUCUUAAAGGUCUUCAGUCAGAUUUAAGUGAGGUGUCUCGUCGCUGUGUGACGUUCUUUGAGGAGAAACCCACCUCGUCCAGCGUGCCUGUUUUGCGCUCUGAGCUCAACCUGGCUGUGGAGCACAUUGAGAAACUCAACUCCCUAUCAUCUGUUUAUCUGUACAAAUUAAAGACGGUGGAUGUGUUGAUGAGAAGCCUGCAGGCAGCUGAAAGUCAGGUGAAAAAGUUUGAGAGUCGACUGAGUGAAGAGGAUAUCGUGCCUGCUGAUACCGCUGCAAUUCAGGCCUUAGGAGAGCAGUUAAAGAAAUGGCAUUCAGAGCUUCAAGAACAGGAUCACAUCUUCCAGACUCUGAAUUUGGAGGUGCAGCAGGCUCGAGAGGCUGGGAACCAGCUAAGCCAGCUGCACCCCGACCGCAGCCCCGAACUGGACCGCUACCAAGAGAAAGCACACCAGCUCGCUGAGAGGUGGAACGGAGUACGCAGGCAAAUGGAGACGCGGCAAGCGGAUCUGGAGUUGUUGGGUUCAGUGUUGCAGCACUACAGAGAAGGACACGACUCUCUCAUCCGCUGGAUAGAGGAGACCACGGAAAGACAGGAAAACACACAGCCCGAGCAGACGGAUAGCAGAGCUCUCUCAGAGCAGCUCGCACAACAAACGGCCUUGGUGGCUGAGAUUGAACAGAACCAGACCAAACUGGAUGAGUGCCAGACACAAUCUAAACAUUACUGCUCUGCUGUUAAGGACUAUGAACUUCAGCUUAUGACAUUUAGAGCUUUUGUAGAAUCAACCCAGAAAUCCCCUGUGAAAAGGAGAAGGAUGCACUCCUCAUCAGAUGUGAUCACUCAAGAGUUUAUGGAUCUACGCACACGAUACACAGCUCUAGUGACCCUGACAACACAACAUGUAAAGUACAUUAGCGAUGCACUACGCCGACUGGAGGAGGAAGAGAAAGAGGUAGAAGAGGAGAAGCAGGCACGGGUCGGGCAGGUCUCAGAGCUGCUCGGCUGGACGAAAGGUUUGCAGGAUCGUGCUGGCAGAUCUGCAGAGCCAUCACUUGCUGCACAGCAGGCCAUAAGUGAGCAGUUGGCAGGUAAAAAAGAAGAGGUUGCUGAAGCAAUAAGGAGCACACAAGUCUUCCUGAUGUCAAAACAGGCCAGCAAGCUGUCUGCAGAAGAGCGGGCACAGGUGACCUCCCAACUGGAUGAACUCACAGCCACUUACACUCAACUGUGUGACAGCUCGGCUGCCCAGUUACAACAACUGGAGCAACAGCUGGCUAAAGAGGAGGAACGCAAGAGCCAUGGUAUCAUCACUGGAGUAAUUGACCUUGGAACCAUGGAAACCUUUCCAGUCUUUCAGGCAGCACAACGUGGCCUCAUCGACCAGGACACUUGUCAUGUACUGUUGGAGGCACAACUCAUCAUGGGUGGUCUAUUCCAACCAGAUUCCUCUGAUAAACUCACUUUAGACAAGAGUCUUUCCAGUGGUUUGAUUGAUAAAAUCACCUACCAGUCACUGGUUGAGUUGGAAACUGCACUGUGUCUUGCCAACAAGGCACAAUUUACUGAGAGUCAAGUAUUACCAGUAGCUGCUGCUAUGGAAGAAGGUGUCAUAACAGAGCUGGUGGGGCUCCGUUUACUUGAAUUGCAGGCAAGCACUGGCUGUCUCAAGGCUUGUGGAGAAUUUGUCAGUCUGGAUAAUGCAAGACAGAGGGAAUUGCUGUCCGACACUCUUUUUCAUAAGUUGCAGUCAUGUCUUAACCGUCGAGAGCUAAUUGAUCCAAAUACAGCAGAAAAGCUAAGACUUGUUGACUUUCAGCAGCGUUGUGUUAUCAAUGAGGAGACAGGUCUGCUGUUGCUUCCAGUUAAACAGAAGCCAAGUGGAACUGUGUGUUUAUCCUCUGGCAGAACGGUAGGAAUAUUCUGUGCUGUUCAAGAAGGGCUCAUUGACAGACACGUCACAAUUCGACUUCUUGAGGCUCAGUUGUUUGCAGGAGGAAUCCCUGACCCCCGCUCAGGACACAGAUUGACUGUGAAUGAGGCUGUGCAGCAUGGCCUGAUAGAUCAGGACUUAGCAUGCACCCUCAUUGCACGGCAGUUGCAAGCGGGAGGAAUAAUAGAUCCAGUAAGCCGGGAGCGUCUACAGUUAGAUGACGCCAUACAAAGAGACCUUAUCUCUCCACGCAUUGCCUUACGUGUGUUGGAGUCUCUCCAAUCUUUUAGGGCAAUACUGUGGCCAGAAUCAGGGAAUAUGCUCUCUGUAAGUGAGGCGUUUCAGCAGCGUGUUGUCAAUAGAGAGCUUGCCCUGAAAGUGUUGAGCAAACGUUGUUCUGUUGAUGCAUUGUAUCUACCUGAGAGUAGGCAGAUGAUCCCUCUAGAUAAAGCUAAAGAGGUACUUGAGCCACAGGCAGUAGAUAUCCUAAAUCAGACUCAGUUUCCAGAUGUUCUUCCACAUUUGACUCAGUCUGAUUCUUUUUACAUGAACCGAUUGUGUAUGGGCUCUGCCUCCUCUUCAUCAUCACCUCCCUCACAUGCAGACAUCCGUUAUGAGUCUUCUAUCACGAAGGAAGGCAGGUCAAAUGAGGGGGAUCAAAACCACCUUCUUACUCACUUAAUGACCCACAGCUACAUAAAUGCUCACUCAGGAGAAAGACUUAUCCUGCUACAACCAGAAUUGGUAGAUGUGCUGGGUAGAAAUGUUCAAACUACAAACCUUGCGACAAGACCAGUGCAACAAGAAAACUCUGAAAACAUUAGAGUAAGAGGAGACAGCAGAGCUGUGACCAUGUUUCAGGGCAGUAUGGAAGAAAACACUAUGUUAACAGAGGAGAAUGAAGAACCUAUGAUUAAAAAAGAUGAAGUUGUCAAGAUUAACACUGAAUUGGGGGAGACUGAAGAAAAAGUAAAGAAAGAUCUUGUACCCUUAAUAGGAACAGAUAAAGCCAUUGAAGAGCAUUCCCCUAAAUCCGACUGGCAAGAAAAUGUUUUGUCAUCAGAAAAAUAUGAAGGACCCAAGAUUAAAAAACAAGAAAUUGCCAAAAUAAGCACUGAAAUUAGAUUGGAAGAAAGAGAAGAGGAAGCUCUUCCACACUUUGUAGACACAGUCACUUUAAGAGACCCCUCACAUCAAGCAGAGUGGCAAGCAAAAGAUCUAUCAUCAGGAGAACAUGACAAACAAAAAAAUAAAAGGGAGGAACUUUCCAGUAGGGAUACUGAUAUGGAAGAGAUUACAGAGGAAACAGAGGAUGAUCUUGCACCCUUGGCAGGCACAAACAUAGCAUCUAUGGAGACGUCAAGCAAAGAGAUUUGCCAAGUAAAAGUUUCAUUAGAAGGGUAUCAACAACCCAAGACUGAAAUGUCUAACAAAAAUACCGUUAUAGGAAAAUCUAAAGAAAAAACAGUGGAAGAUUUUCAAACAUCAAACAUGCAAGCCACAGGCAGUGCUUUUAAAGACCCUUCACAUAAGGACAACUGGCAAGAGAAAGUUCUGUCAUCAGAAGAUGAUGAAAAACUCCAGUAUAAAGGAGAUGAAAUAUCCACAAAGAUUAGAGAGACUGUAGAAAGAGCAAAUGAAGAUCUUCCUCCCUUGGAAAGCACAGAUAGUGCUUUUAUAGACCCUUCAGAUAAAGUGGACUGGCAAGAGAAAGUUCUGUCAUCAGGUGAAAGCAAAGAGCCCUAUGACAAAGAAGAUCAAAGUCCCAGAAAGAACAUUGAAUUGAGAGAGACUAUAGAAAGAGCAGAAGUAGAUCUUGCAGCGUUGACAGGCACAGUUGAAGAGGUUUUGCAUGAGAAUAUUCUGUCAUCAGCAGAAUAUGAAGUCCCCAUGAUUAUAAAAGAUACAAUUCCCUGUAAGAACACAGAUAUGAGAGAGAAUAUAGGAAGAGCAGAUAAAGAUUUUGUACCCUUAAAAGGCACAGAAAGUGCUUUAAUUGAGCCUUCACAGAAGGAUUUAUGUAAUGUAAACAUUUUGUCAGUAGGGGAAUAUGAAGAACACAAGAAAACUCCCUGCAAGGACUAUGAUACUGAGUCUAUUGAAAGAACACCCUUGACAGAGACCGGUAAAACUUCUACAGUGUCUUCACAUACAAGUUCAUCCUUACUAAAGACUGUAUCAGAGAAUGGAACUCAGGAUCAAAAUCAGAGUAUCAAUUCCACACUUAAUAAACCUAAAAAUGAAGAAAGUCUAAAAAUGAAACAAUCUGAGAAAAGUGGAAAUGUUAUGGAGAUGACUGAGCAAAAAGUGUUUGAAAUGGGUGAAAGCAGUUCUCAAUCUUCAUUCCAUGAAACAGCAAAAUUAACACUAAAUAAAUCUGAAAAUAAAGAAAGUUUAAAAAUGGAACAACCAGACAAAAAUGAAAAAGUUAUGGAGAAGACUGAUCAAAAAGUGUUUGAAAUGAGUGAAAGCAGUUCUCAAUCUUCAUUCCAUGAAACGGCAAAAUUAGGACAAUAUGACCCAUCAAAAAUGAAGACUUCAUCAGUAGAGCUGAGUGAUGAUGAAAAGCUUGAAUAUAUGGCUAUGGAACUGCAACAAGAUGGUCUUGUAACUAUUUGUGGACAGAAAGUUAUUUUGGAUGAAGCUGUGGUGCAGGGUUUGCUUCCAGGUCAUUCUGAAUCCUCAUUCCAUGAAACAGCAAAAUUAGGACAAUAUGACCCAUCAAAAAUGAAGACUUCAUCAGUAGAGCUGAGUGAUGAUGAAAAGCUUGAGUAUAUGGCUAUGGAACUGCAACAAGAUGGUCUUGUUACUAUUGGUGGACAGAAAGUUCUUUUGGAUGAAGCUGUGGUGCAGGGUUUGCUUCCAGGUCACACUGCUAUUAGGCUUACAGCAAAAGCCAAACUUUUUGGUGGUUUUCUAGAUGCUCAUGCUUGCAAGUCACUUAGUUUUGAAGAUGUGAUGCAAGAAGGCCUGUUGGAUGAGGACCUGAUGACUUGUGUUCUUUGUUCAGAAAGGAUUUUAGCCGGUGUAGUAGAUGUGGAGCAUGGUCGGCUCUGCUCAAUAAAGGAUGCUGCUGAGGCAGGCCUUUUGGAUGCAGAUACAGCAGCUCGUCUUCUUGAAGCCCAGGUUGUGUCUGGAGGUAUAGUUGAUUUGCGAAGGGACAAGAAAGUAUCAGUUACCCUUGCGGCCAGCCUUGGAUUGAUCGAGGAGAGUAGGAAAGAGGAACUUCUUGCUCUGGAGAAGUCAUGCCAGGGAAAAUUUUCAGAUCCAGAUGCAACACACACCAAGUUGGCAUUACAACUUCAGAUGAAUGGAGUGGUGGACCCUAAAACCAAAACAGCUGUGCCACUAAAAGAAGCUCUUCAGACAGGUUUAAUCAGAGAGGAGGAGGCUCAGCAGAUUUUAUGCCAACAGGUUGCGGAAGGUGGCAUUUUACAUCAUGGGUCUGGUGUUCGCCUCAAUGUUGUGGAUGCACAAGAUCAGGGUCUCAUCAGUCACACCAUAACUCCAAAGUUAGAGGAACUUGAAAGAGCUUUCAGGGGCCAAGAGCAGCUUAGUUUGAAUCCAGACGCUACACUUCUUCAAGCAUCUACAGGUUCCAUUUAUGAUAAUGCUUCAAAAACUAGGCUUACUUUGACUGAGGCUGUUUCCAAAAGCCUUAUAGAUGACAAAAUCGCAAACAAAGCUAUGACCUCACCCACUCUGAAAAGAGGGUUGUUGGACCCUCAUAAUGCUCGUAUUGUGCCCUACUCUGAGAUGAUAAGCCAAGGUAAAAUUGACAUUGAGACAGGACAGAGGUUCCUUGAAGUAAGACCAUUCAGAGGUAUUCCAAAUAACCAAACUAAUGAAAUGAUGACAUUACCGCAGGCAGUAAAGACAGGAAAAGUUGAUCCCAUACCUGCACUCAGAGUACUGCAGAGUCAAGCAGAUACAGGUGGUAUCAUUGACAUUGACAGUGGAAAGCGUUUGCCUCUUCAAGAAGCUGUCAAUAGAGGCUUUGUUGAUGAAGCCAUGGCUAAAUGUAUUGCAACAAAUCAAGUCUCGAAAGGGGGGUUGCUUGAUCCAGCCACUGGACGGAGGGUCUGCAGCAUUACUGAGGCAGUUCAGUGUGGUCUUAUUUCUAGAGAAAUGGCUGCAGAGAUUUAUGUAGAUGAAGAUGCGAGCAAACCAGUCUCUUUAACAAAUGCAACAUCUUUUCCUGCUGUUCCUCAGGUUGCAUCAGAUCAGGUUAGCCCUGUAGUGAGUACCCCAUCUCUUACAGAGGCUGAAAUUAAAACUGCUGAUCUUCUGAAAAAAGAAGUAACCUCAAGCGUUGACAUUUCUGAACACAGUCCUAACUUAAAAAACAAAGAGCAAGGUCUUGAUGCAAGCUUAUCACAUGAAAUGACUGUGCAGAAGAGCACUGACAUAUCAAUAGAAGUCCUGACUGAAUUUGCUUCGAAAGCAGAAAAAAGGCUUACGCAGGCCAUUGAGGAGGUAAAGCCCCCUAAAUCCGAAGAUAUCACAUCAAUUCAGCCAAGCCCUGACAAUUUUCCACAGAUUUCUGAGAUUGAACGGCAAGAGGUGGCCAAUAAUAACUUAUCACCUUCACCAGACCAUACCACAGAAGUUGAGAUCCAGAGCAAGACAGAAAGUGCUAUCUCCACAACCAAUUUGUCAGACACCACAGAUUACUUGCACAAGGAAAACAUCCCAUAUGUAGAGCGAACAGAAAGAGAUUCAGAUAUCCAGAGGCAGCCAGUAAACGAAAUUGCAAUCUCAAAAGCCAUUAUUUCUGAGAACACAGAUAACUUGCACAAGAGGGAACAAGCCCCAGAGCAAACAGAAGUGCAUAGUUUCAAAGUAAAAGCACAUGAAUCAGAGUGUGAAAUAGAGGAAAACAAGGACAACCUGAUGACUACAUUAGAUGUAUGUGCUUCCACUCCAACAAGAGCUGCUAAUGUAACAGGAAAAAAGAAAGGCAGGGGGAAAAAUGGUAAGCAAGCUAAAUUGGAAAAUGAACGUGAUGAAAAGUCGCAAGAGGUCUGUCAAACCAUUGUUUCACAGAGGUGUCUCACAAAUACUGAGGAUAGUGAAAAAGAUGCUGGUCAAAAGAACUUAAAUGAUGAUAAAGUAGAAAAGGUGACCGAAAAAGAGUUGUCAGAGACAACCCAUACAAGUGUUAACAUGGCAUCUGUGCCAGGAAGAGAUGAGAAUGCUCAAGUCAAAGCUUUAAAGAUUACUAGAUCUGCUAAUGGAACAGAGACUUCCAAGCACUCUGAUCAUAAGGAGUAUAAUGCAGGCCACAAAGAAAAGACUGAAAUACAGCACAGUGCCACAACUUCUAUAGCAAAACCUGAGCAGGAACCAGAAGCCGCCCUUAAGGAUCUUGGUAAUGAACAAGAGAAGAAAAAGAAGAAGAAACAUAAAGGUAAAAAAGCUAAGCAAAUGGUUGUUGUUGAAGUUGAAAGAGCAAGAGAAAGAGAUGAGGAUGUUGAGAAAGAUCAGAAGACCGUGAUUCAUGAGGUCCAACCUCAAAGCAAUCAAUCGAAUGAAAAUGAAAAUGAAAGGCAACUUGAGAAAGUCAACCAGGCGAAGGCACAGAAAGAAGUACUUUUGAUGAAAGCUAAGGAAAGCAUUCUUAGGAAGGUGUUUGAGCGAGGGGUCAGUGAAAAACAAGCUGCUGAAGAACUAGAAGCAAUGCGGCAGGUGGCCAGCAGUGGAGAACUACGAGUAGCCGCCAAAGCUGAAUCCACUGAAAAAAAGAAAAGCAGUAAGCUUCCUAAAAUUAAGAAGGAUGAUAAAUUACACCACACUGGGCAAGAGAUGAAGGAUCAAAGGCCAAUGCUGAAGAUGCCAGAGCAACUACUACCUCUGUCUGAGUCUCAUGCUUGUUCCACAGUUGAAGCACAACUUGAUAAACAGAAAGAAGUGCAACAUGACAGUCAUACAAACAGAGAAUUAAAUGACGAUAAGGAAAGUCAGCAUAUGUCUACUAAGACCUCUGAUGAGAUUGUGGACCAGCAAAAACUGAUUACAGUCCAGAAUUUAGAUUGGCAAGUAAAUGGUAGAAAAGCAGAAGAAGAAAGCAUUGAGCCGUUAUGUACAGAAGAUGGAAAGUUGUUAGACACAAUGGGUGAAUUGACUUCAUCAAACAUUAUGGUAUCUGAUGGUCAUGAAGAUGUAAAAUCAAUAGCCUACAAAAGUGUCCCCGAUAUCCUGGCAAUAAAGGACUCUGAAGAGUUUUUGUUAAGUGAGGUCUCUUCUCACAAAGGACAAGAGACCAAAACACCAAUAGACAGAGUAAACAGUGAGCCUCAGCCAGACAAAGAAACCACAUAUGAGCCUUCCAUCCAAGAAUCUAAGAUAUCUAGACUUUCUCUUGUUGAGGAGAUCCCAGAGUUUGAUACCACAAAGAGAGAAGAGGUAGAAGAGCAUACAGAGGGUUUAGUGGAAGGGACGCCUGAAGAAAUUCAGAUGGAAACUGAACAAAUGAACAGGGACUCUACAAAAUCAAGCAAGUCCUCACUUGCUCGCCAAGAGUGCUUAGAACACGACCAACAGAUUGUGGCUCUGCUCUCCAUGGUGAGACACAUCGAGGUGCGUCUUAAACAACAGCAGCAACAGUCUGUUGGUCGAAGUCUUGCUGCGCUAGAUGACAUCAUCAGACAGACAGAGACCCUUUGUCUGGAAAUUAGUGACCUUGAACCAGAAGUGCACAAAAAAACUGAAGCAGCCAAGCAUCUCCUGAAGGCUAACCCCCAGGAUGUACCACCUCAGUUGCUUACAGCCCUGGAGAAAGAUGAGCGAAGUUUAUCUCGUACAUACAGUGCAGCUGUGGACCUUUCCCAAAAUACUUUGCAGGGAUUGCAAGUACAACGAGAUGCACAAAAAGAAGCUGUAAGUAAUCGGCUGAGAUCUCUGGAAGAACGAGUUGACAACAUUCUCAGCUGGCUUAAGAAGACUGAGACUCAAAUGGAGGAAGAAACAGGGGUAGAUGAGGAGAAGGCAAGAGAUAAAAGCAUUUCUGAUAAGAUCAAGAAAAAGCAACAGUUGUGCAAGGAGCUUCAGAAUGCUCUAGCAGCCCGAUCCAAUGAAGUCAGCACUGUGGCGUUUGAUAUUCAGGUGUUUAUCUCGGAGCAUGCUCAGGAUCUGUUACCUGAUCAGAGCAGGCAUCUUCUUGGACACCUGGAGCAGUUACAGAGGCUCUUCCACCAGGCUGUCGGUCACACUCAUGCCAGAGCAGAAGCACUGUCAGCCCAGCUGUUGAGAGAAGAGGAACGAAUAAGGAAUGAGCAGAAAGAAAAUGAAGAGAAACUGGAGAAAGAAAGACAAACUACAAGAGAUAGAGAGGUUGUGGAGCAGCAAAAGGCGGAAUGCUCUCAAAAACUGGAGAAUCUUACAAUGUGGUUGGCUGGUGCUGCCAGCCUCCUGGCCAAUCAGAGAAGGGGAGCCGAGACUGAUGAUGUAAGCACGUUACAACAGAAGCAAAAAGAGCUCAAGGAGGUGGAGAAGGACCUUCAGACCAAAAGUGAAGCAUUAAUGGAGACUAUGCGCUCAGUGGAAGAGUUUCUGGCUGAACGGGGUGACAGUUUGAGUCCUGAAGAGAGGAACAAACUACAGGAGGCUCUUUCACAAAUGAAGGAACAGCACAAUUCACUUACAAACUCCAUCCACUCUUCGCUUGACCAGGUGGACAAUGCCAUCGUCACAACGCUUCAGCAGAACACACAGAGAGCAAAAGCAGAGGAGCAAAUGCAGGAAACACAAGAAAAAAUUGACACACUGUUCAGAGAAUUGUCAACACUGGACGAGUCGAAGAGGAGGUCGAUUGAAGAGACCGUCACUGACUCUUCAUCAUCUGUAUCAACAGAAAAUGCCCUUAAUUCUCAUAGUGAAAUGCUUCAGACCGAGCUGCAGCAGUUACAAGCUCAGCAGGCUCACCUUCAGCAAGUGGCCCAAUCCGUCCGCUCCCUGCUGGAACAGCCAGACUCCAGCGUGCCACAGGAGGAAAAGCAACGCUUGCGUGCCAAGCUGGACCAGCUGCAGAGUCAACAUCAGGAGAAGCUUCAGAGCUGUCAGGACAGACUGAGGCGGGCAGAUGCCCUUAGAGAUGAGCUUGCCAAGUUUGUACAAGAGCACGGGAACCUGGGAACAUGGCUAGAUCAGAGCGAACAAGAGCUACGUUCACUCGGGGAAGGUGAAACUGAUGCUAAAGGCCUGAAAGACAGGAUGGAGGAGCACAAAAAGCUUUCAGAGGAUGUUAUCUGUCACAAGGCAGACCUGCGCUUUGUGACCAUCUCUGGCCAGAAGGUUUUGGACUCCGUACAGGGAGCUCUUGAGAGGGAAAGCAGUACUGAUCCAGCUCUGGAGGACGCUAGGCAACUAGUGAACGAGAAGCUCCAGGAUGCCACCCAGCGCUAUAAUUCAUUACAUAGCAAAUCCUCAGAACUUGGCACCCGUCUCUCAGGUCUCCUGGACCGAUAUCAGCAAUACCAAGAUGAGGCUGGAUCUUUGGGCUCCUGGCUGAGCACUCAAGAAAAGAAUGAGAGUAUAUUUAAGUCCAGCGGAGAGCAAGCUGACACGCAGGCGCUUCAGCGUGCACUCAGUACCGUACAGGAUGAGUUGGCUGAACGUACUGUACAACUAGAAAAGGUUAAGAGAGCAGGAAAAGAGCUAGUUAACAGCCAAGAGUCCCCUACUCUUCAAAUAGCAGAUAUAAAUAACACUACAGAUGCUUUGGAGAAGCGAUUCGAAACUCUGUCUGAUUCUGUGUCACUAAGAGCCGAGCAGCUCCAAACAGCUGUUGCCCAGUCAGUAAGCGUUCAGGAGGGGCUUAAAGCACUUUUGGCAUGGUUGGAUGGCCUGCCUUUAUCUUCUGCCCCAGUCCAGCCUACUACUCAAGCAGCUCAGGAUGCUCUGACACAAAAUCAGAAACUACGUCAAGAAUUGCUUUCGAGGCAGGGCAGCGUAGAUGCCACAUUCGACUCUGUAUCAAAGCUGUUGAAGUCUGCAGAUGCAUCAACUGCAAGUGGCCUGCAGGGGGCACUGCAGGAUUUGACUCAGCGCUACACAGAGGCCCAGGCCAAACAGGCCGAAAGAGAGACCGAGUUACGGGCGCUUUUGCCCAAGUUGGAGAGCUUUGAGCGUCAGAGCGCAGACCUCCGCAGCUUCACGCAGAGUCGUGAAAGAGCUCUCACGCCAGUAGGCCAGCCGGACUGCAGUGUGGAGGACUAUAGACAGACUGUAGAGGAGGUGAAAGCAGAAAUUGCCCAAGAGUCAGGUCAGUUAAAGUCAUUUGUGGAGCUUGGUUCAGACCUGAGCCAAUCUGGGAUUUUUGCCAAUGUCCAAAGCCUUCAAGACACAACCAAAGAGAUUUCUGAAGAGUUUGCACGCCUUGAAUCCAAUGCCAACGAGAGGUUCGAUUGCAUUCAAAGCUGUGCACAGCAGUUAGCUCAGUUUCGCUCGUGCUCUGGCUCCCUCCUCAGGUGGCUGCAAGCCGUGCAAGAGCAGCUACCAUGCAAAGAGCCCAACCUCAGCACAGAAAGCCUGCAGAGGAGAGCACAACAGCUUAAAGAUCUGCUCACAGAAUGGGAAACCCAAGGAAGUCAAGUUCAAGAGUUGAACAAGAGCGGUUCACAAUUGGAGAGCCUUGUCAUUAACAUAACAGCCCCAAAGAACAAGACUGGUGUUCCCCACCUCAAUGGUGCUUCCAGUCCCAGCAGUGUUAAUGGCAUUCACACUUGUAAAGACCUAACAGAGAUCCAGGUGUCAGUGGCAGACGUGAACAGCAGGUAUGAACAGCUGGGCAGUGACUUAAGGGAGAGAAAGUGUAAACAGGAAGCCUCGCUCGACCUGCGGCAGAAGGCCAGACAAGGUACCGAGGCACUCGUCCAGUGGCUGGGCCCUCGUGAACAAAGCCUGAUCCAAGGGCAGACCGCCUCACCCUCCCGGCCAGAGGUGGUACGUGCUCAGGCCCAAGAGACCAAGGCUUUAAUCUCAGAGCUCGCUGAGCAUUCUGGGAAAGUGGAGGAUCUCAAGAACAUCCUAAAGCAGCUAAUCACAGAAAAUCCAGAUUCUCCCGAAGCAGAGACAUGGAAACGUCAGCUUGAAGACUUAGACUCACGGUGGAAGAAGGCCAAUCAGACUGCAGCACAGAGGCAGACUGAAUUGGAGGCGUGUGCUGAUAGGCUGGGUAGUUUUGCAUCAGCAGCCGGUCAACUUGGCCCAUGGCUGAGAGAGAAGGAGCUGAUGAUGAGUGUACUGGGCCCACUAAGUAUCGACCCCAACAUGCUUAACACACAGAAACAGCAAGUGCAGUUCAUGCUACGUGAGUUUGAGACCAGGCAACCUCAGUUUGACCAGCUGAGACAGGCAGCAGAAGGAAUUCUCUCCCCAUCUGCAGAUGAGGACUCUGGUGAUGGCAAAGAUCUAGAGGAGGUGAGACGGGAGCUGGCCGACAUUUCACAACAGUGGGAAGACCUCACGUCUCGCCUCACCGGCCGCUCCCGGCACAUCGAGCAGGCGCAGGGGACAAGCCAGAGUUAUCUGGCCCUCCUCAAGGAACUGUCCCAGAGUGUGGCCGAUCUGGGCGAGAGACUGGAUGCGCAGGCUUCUCUAAGUGCCCAGCCUGAGGCGUUGCGCCGCAGGCUUCAGGAGACCGGGGAGAUUCGUGCUGAGCUGGAGCAGAGGAGGAGUCAGUUGGCUCAGGCUGAGCAGCUGUGUACAGAGCUUAGCACGAUUGUGGCUGAACCGUAUCUCAGAGACGAGUUGCACAAAAGACUGGAGAGUGUGAGCGGUCCUCUGAAGAGCUUAGAAGAAAGGGCUGCUGAUGGCUUGUCCCAGCUGCAGGCCACGCUGUCCAGCACUCAACAAUUCCAGCAGAUGUUCGAUGAGCUUCGUGGUUGGAUGGACGGGCAGGUUGGAAAUCACACAGCUGCUACUUCUGAACCCUUACCUUGCCAACCUGAUGCCCUGAAGAGCCUUCUCAUCCAGCAGGAGGAUUUCCAAAGAAACAUUGCACAGCAACGUGGGUCCUAUGAGCUCAUCCAGGCUGAAGGGGCAUCUCUUCUGGCAUCCCUCCCUGCUGGAAAUGAGCGAUUAGCCUUACAGACUCGACUAAACACCUUACGGCAAGAUUGGGAGGGCUUAAACCAACAAACCACCGAAAAACAUGGGAGAAUAAAAGAGACGCUGUCCCGUGCCGAACUUUACCGACAACAUCGCGAUGAGCUUCUCCCCAUGGUGACAGAAUAUGAGGCGAGGGAGACUGAGAUCCAUCCAUCACUGGACCCUCCCGCCUUAGAUGAGGCUUUGCAAAAGGCUAGACAGCUAAAACUCGACCUGGAUUGUCGGCGCCCCCUCUUGGAUUCCCUGAACUCCGCGGCAGAUCAGCUGCUCGAGCAGGGAUGUGUUGGUGAAGAGAAUGUGAGGGAUGAGAAAGCCCAAGUUAACCGUAGGGUGGACGGGCUAUCCGAGCGAUUGCAGGAACGCACGGCCCAGCUGGACGAGUUGGGAAGCAGGUUAAAAGAGUUCGAAGACGGGAGACAGGCUGUGGAAAGACGACUGGAGGCCGCCAAGCAUCAGAUCGAAGUGCAAGAGGCGCUAGGACCACAAGCUUGCAGCAAUAAAAGCCUGGAGCGUCUGCGCAGCCAGCAGGAGCUGUUGAACUCCGUGCAGCCGCAGGUGGUGUACCUGCGUAAUUUGGCUCAGGGUCUGGUGCAGGAUGCGCCACAGAUAUCCGGGGUCAGCGAAGACGGUGGCCAGCGGCUGUUACAACAGGCUCUUGACACGGAAAGAGAGUUUGAAGAAGUUACUGAGAAGACUGAACAGUGCUGCUCAUCCCUGGAGUCUCGGUUGCAGGGCGUGGGAGAGGUCCAGUCACGGGUACGUGACGUGUUCUCCCGCCUGGCUGAUUUGGACGAUGAGCUGGACAGUCUUAGCCCUGUAGGUCGAGAUUCUGACUCCUUGGCCUCACAGGCUGAUGCUGUCCGGGGUUUCCUGAGCCGACUCGAUGCCCUUCGUUCUGAGCUCGAGGGUCAUGGUGGAGAGUGCACUACUAUGCUCCGUAGAGAGGGGAGCUCUCCAGAUCUCCUGGCCCUCAGGAGAGAGACUGAAGCCUUGAGCAGACAAGCAGGCAAGCUGGGAGAACGGGGCCAGAAUAGGCUGGCACUCAUACAAGCAGCAGAGGAGCGUGUAAAGGAGUUUUACACCCGUCUGGCUGAACUGCAGGGGUUGCUGGGACGAGCAGAAGAUGGGCUUAAUACACAGGCUGUUGUGGGGACGGAGGUGGACGUCAUCAAAGAGCAACUUCAGGAAUUUAAGGCUGUGGAAAGGGAACAGGUAGACAGCAUUCAACCUAAACUGCAGCAUGUCAACGCUGUGGGUCAAGGUCUUAUCCAGAGUGCCGCCAAACACACGGACACUCAGGGUCUGGAGCACGACCUGGAGACCACCAACCUUCGCUGGAACUCUCUCAACAAGAGGGUCGCUGAAAGAAUCGCACAGCUACAGGAGGCCCUGUUGCAUUGUGGGAAGUUUCAAGAUGCCCUGGAGCCGCUCUUGAGCUGGUUGAGUGACACAGAAGAACUCAUAGCCAAUCAGAAGCCUCCGUCGGCUGAGUACCGUGUGGUGAAGGCUCAAAUUCAGGAGCAGAAGCUUCUGCAGCGUUUGCUGGAUGACCGUCGUGGGACGGUAGAAAUGAUCCGAGCAGAAGGAGAGCGUAUCGCUGUCACGGCCGAGACACAAGACAGAGACAAAAUCCAGAAGCAGCUAAAGAGUCUCGGAGAGAGAUGGACAAACUUACUGGAAAAGGCCAGCGGCAGGCAACGGCAACUGGAGGAGUUGCAGGUGUUGGCGCUGCAGUUUCAUGAAGCCGUGGAGCCGCUCGGGGAGUGGUUGAGUGCCACGGAGAGACGCCUGAGCUCUGCUGAGCCAAUGGGAACACAGACCUCUAAAAUCACACAACAGAUUGCAAGGCACAAGGCUUUCCAAGAGGAUGUGUCCUCUCGGGACAAAGAGGUAGACCACCUCGAGACUCUCAGCCAAUCGCUGAAUCCGCUCAGCUGCGCGGCUGAUCGCGAUUGGCUGGGCGAACGCGUGAGGGCGGUGCGCAGUGGGCACACAGGGCUGCGUGAUUGGUGCGAUCGGAGAGCGGCCAUGCUGGAGCAGGCCUUGGCCAAUGCACAGCUGUUUGGAGAGGAAGAGGUGGAGGUCCUAAACUGGCUAGCAGAGGUGGCUCAGAGACUGGCUGAUGUUUCCGUGCAAAAUUAUCAGCCGGAUCUGCUAGAGCAACAACACAAAUACACACUGGCUCUUAAUGAAGAGAUUAUCAGCCGGAAGAAGACAGUCGAUCAGGCCAUUAAAAACGGACAGGCGCUGCUCAAACAAACCACUGGUGAGGAGGUCCUGCUGAUUCAGGAGAAGCUUGAUGGUAUCAAAAGCCGCUAUGCAGAGAUGACAGCGGGCAGCAGCAAAGCCCUUCGCACUCUUGAACAGGCCCUUCAACUUGCCACUCGAUUUGCCAGCGCGCACGAUGACAUCAACCAAUGGCUGGAUGCCAUGGAGGCGGAGCUUAACAACAGUGAGCCAGACACGACACCGGCCUAUCAAGACAGGCAAAGAGAGCUGAAGUGUGUGUCUGCCGAAAAGCGUUUGGUUUUGGACACCGUGAACGAGGUAGGAAGUGCCUUACUGGAUCUGGUCCCCUGGCGUGCACGGGAAGGCCUGGACCGCCUUGUUGCUGAUGCUAAUCAACGUUACCGCCACGCUGACGAAACCAUUACACAAAGAGUGCAGUUAGUGCAGGCUGCCAUCCAGAGGUCACAGCAGUAUGAGGAAGCAGUGGACGCAGAGCUGGCCUGGGUCGGAGAGACGGAGAGGAAGUUGGCGUCACUGGGACCUCUCAGUCUGGAGCCUGAUGUGACUGUGGCUCAGCUCCAAGUGCAAAGAGCCUUCAACAUCGACAUCAUCCGUCACAAAGACACCAUAGACCAACUGCUAAAGACGCGAGAGGACAUACUGGAGAGCUGCAGUGAAGAACAGAGAGAUGCCCUGAAGGUGAAAACGGAUUCUUUAAGUGCCCGUUAUGAAACUGUCAAUCAGAGUCAUGCUGAGCGCUUCUCGGCUCUGGAGCGGGCUCAGGUGCUGGUGGCGCGGUUCUGGGAGACUUACGAAGAACUCGAACCCUUUUUGGGUGAAACUGAGACACUGAUUACCCAGUUGCCCCCUCCUGCUAUUGAUACGGAGACACUCAGGCAACAGCAGGACCAGAUGAGGCUUUUGAGGGAGUCUAUAGCGGAGCACAAGCCGCACAUAGACAAACUGUUAAAGAUCGGCCCACAGCUGGCAGAGCUAAGUGCACAGGAAGGGGAAACAGUCAAGCAGCGUUAUAAUAACGCAGAGAGACGUUACAUUAAAAUCAAAGAGGAGGUCAAAGGUCGAGCCACAGCCCUGGAUGAAGCCGUCUCACAGUCCGCGCAGUUUCAUGAUAAGAUGGACCCGCUGUUGGAGACUCUGGAGGGGGCGGUUCAUCGUCUGCGGCAGCCCCCUCCGGUGGCGGCCGAGGUGGACAAGAUCCGAGAGCAGCUGGCGGAGCACCGGGCUACGGGACUGGAGUUGGACAAACUCCUGCCUUCCUUCAGCGCCCUGUGCACCCGCGGAGAAGAGCUCAUCAGCCGCGCUCCCCACGACGAUCCUGCCGCUCAGGCGGUGCGUUCCCGACUCCUACGGCUACGCUCCCUGUGGGAUGAAAUCAGGCAGAGAGCAGAGGAGAGAGAAGGAAAACUUCAGGAUGUUCUGGAUCUCUCCGGGAAGUUUUGGGCAGACAUGGCCGCUCUGCUGAGCACGCUGCGUGACUCUCAGGACAUUGUAAAAGAGCUGGAGGAUCCAGGGGUGGAUCCUUCACUCAUAAAGCAACAGAUAGAGGCAGCAGAGGCUAUUAAGGCAGAGACUGAUGGUCUGAGGGAAGAACUGGAGAUUGUGCGCACCCUGGGUGCUGAUCUCAUCUUUGCCUGUGGAGAGACUGAAAAACCAGAGGUCAAGAAGACCAUCGAUGAGGUAAGUCACGCAAAGAGCACCCUAUGA